AUAGGCAACAAGAAACUUUAAGUUAAUACACCGCCGGUAAACUGGUGUUUGCGAUUUAUGUUGAUGUAAAUAAUUUGAAAAGUUCUUCAUCUUAUUUAACUUUUUACUAAAAAAAAUUAUGGGGGACACAUUAAAAAAAUUAAAGGAAAGAUCUCAAAAAAGACGUGAACUGUUAGCUCAACAGCUUGGGGCAGGAAGCACUGACAAUUUGAGUUCUAUAUUAGGAAAUCAGGCUGAUAGACUUGCAAGCUCUUCGAACAAAAAGCUUAAGAGUGAUCCUGAAAAGGAAUUAGUUUCUGAGAAUGUAACAGAGGAAACCGACAUUGAAAAUAAGUCUCCUGAUGCUUUGAAUCCUCCUAGUGAAACAGAUGAUGUGUCUGAAGUAAGAACAUAUACAGAUUCUAGUACGUUUUUGAAGGGUACACAAAGUGCCAAUCCACACAAUGACUACUGUCAACAUUUUGUUGAUACUGGACAAAGGCCACAAAAUUUCAUCAGAGAUGUUGGCUUGGCAGAUAGAUUUGAAGAGUAUCCUAAACUUAAGGAGCUUAUUAGAUUAAAAGAUGAUCUUAUUGCCAAAACUGCAACACCACCAAUGUAUCUGAAGUGUGAUCUUGAAAAUUUUGACUUUCGUGAACUUAAUUGUAAGUUUGAUGUAAUUUUAGUAGAAGCACCUCUUGAAGAAUAUCAAAGAACUUAUGGAAUGACAAAUAUGAAAUUUUGGACUUGGGAAGAAAUUAUGAAGUUAGAAAUCGAAGAAGUUGCUGCUCCUAGGUCUUUUAUUUUCCUGUGGUGUGGUUCAUCUGAUGGGUUAGAUUUGGGACGACAAUGUUUAAGGAAGUGGGGUUUUCGUAGAUGUGAAGAUAUCUGCUGGAUUAAAACUAAUAUAAAUAAUCCUGGCCAUUCGAAGAAUUUGGAGCCUCGAGCUAUAUUUCAGAGAACUAAAGAACAUUGCCUGAUGGGCAUUAAGGGUACCGUAAGAAGAAGUACUGAUGGCGAUUUCAUACACGCCAACAUAGAUAUUGACCUCAUAAUCUCUGAAGAACCUGAAUAUGGAAGUAUUGCUAAGCCUGAAGAAAUUUUCCACAUCAUUGAACACUUUUGCUUGGGUAGAAGACGUCUACACGUGUUCGGGCGUGACGUAACCGUUCGACCCGGAUGGCUGAGUAUCGGACCUGCGUUGACGAACAGCAAUUUCAAUGCUGAAACGUACAGUUCGUAUUUCAACAAAUCACCCGAAGACUAUCUUACUGGCUGUACUGAAAGAAUUGAAGCUCUUCGUCCUAAAUCACCUCCCCCAAAAUCUAAAGGAGGAGGUGGUCCUGGUGCAUCUAAUAGGGGAGGAAAUUCUCGAGGUAAUUCACGAGGUAGGAUUGGGAAUCGCGGAAGAGGAGCUCAUAGGGGACGGCAGUAAUUUAAUUCAUAGAACAAAUUCAUGUUUUUUUUUAAAAAAAAAUAUUGAUUAUAAUCGUCUACAGUCAUCUGUACUAACAGUUAUCUGUAUUCAAGUAUCUACAUUAAUGUUUUUAAUGGAAUAUUAAUGAUAAGCAUCUGCAUGGAUGUAUACCAACUCCUUGAUAAAUUUGAUUUAAUAAAAAACACAAAGUUUUUUGCAUGGUUGGUGCAGUACUAGAUUUAUAAAGACUUGUAAUGUAGUUGUCUAUGAGUUAUUUUUUACCCAUAUUAUCUUAAAUAAAAUGUAUUUUAAUUAAGAUUUA
Messenger RNA from Parasteatoda tepidariorum (common house spider), 1718 nucleotides. RefSeq names its product methyltransferase like 14 (gene Mettl14). Gene Ontology annotation, cellular component: RNA N6-methyladenosine methyltransferase complex; nucleus. NCBI's taxonomy places the organism in Eukaryota, Metazoa, Arthropoda, Arachnida, Araneae, Theridiidae. Gene Ontology annotation, molecular function: mRNA binding. Gene Ontology annotation, biological process: mRNA modification. The record is from RefSeq and is a predicted model, not a curated record.